AUGUUGGUCUCCUUGACCGUGGGCAAGGUCGACGCUGGUGUCGCGGUCCUGCUCACCGAAGACAAACGACUGAUAGAGUUUCCCUCGAUUCUUCUUCCUUCCUCCAUCAACUCGGGAUCGAUUGUCGAUAUCACAGUCACCCAAAACCACGAAGCCGAAGACAAAGCGCGCCAGGCAUUUGCGGCCCUACAGAGCCAGAUAUUGAAUACCUACGGCAUCAACACCCCUGCCACUCCGGUCCUACGCCUUCGAAACGCUACCCAGACCUCUCUCGUUCUGGAGUGGGAUCCUAUCUACUUGGCAACGACAACUCUCCGGUCGCUCGCUCUCUAUCGGAAUGGAAGUAAGGCAGGAAACAUUCCCAGGCCGCUGGAGAUGACAAGCACGAAAAUCAGCGGCCUGGCUGUUGAUACAGAAUACUCCUUCUAUCUGGUGUUGAAGACGAGCGGAGGCACAUACACAAGCAAUACACUGACGGUAAAGACACAUGCGAUGAACAACCUGACCGGUAUCACCGUGACCCCUGGAGUCCUGCCUCCGCAACUGAGGGAAAGCCUGGAGGAGGCGGUGAAGCGAAUCAACGCGAAGAUCGUCGACACCGUCAGAAUCGACACCACUCAUUUCAUCUGUACGGAAGGUCGAGGGCGCGAGUGGGAAAAAGCGAACGAAAUGAACAUACCGGUGGUGCGGCCGGAAUGGCUGGAAGGGUGUGAGAGAGAAGGUAGAAUCAUUGGCGUGCGUGGUUAUUACCUGGAUGCGGAUCCCAGACAGCGACAGGUCGGGUCCAAUCCGUCUCUUGCCGGAGCCCGAUCUUCUGUGGGCGCUCCAGCAACUCCUGCGGCCCAGCAAGCCAGCAUCCCGCAAAGGCCCAAAGACCCAACGCCCAAAAGUCCAGACCAAGAAAGCACCGUUAGUGGAGAGCCAGGACCCGAAGUGCGACCUCCUUCACCACCACCGAAAGACCUGCCGCCGACUCCUCCGGGGGAGAGUGGUGCUGAAGGUGAGAAUAGUGAACCAGACGAAGAAGAAGCGGCGGAGGUCAAACCAGAAACAACAGAGGAGCCCAAAGAAGAUGAGGUCGGAUCUUCUGACGGCGCGGAGAAGGAUGAAGAAUCGUCCGUGGAAGAGGAUCCGGAGCCCAAGAUCGAAAACGAGAAAGACGGCGCAGAUAUGGAAGAUGUCGCCCUGUGA
Molecule: messenger RNA, 1191 nt
Organism: Capronia coronata CBS 617.96
Lineage: Eukaryota; Fungi; Ascomycota; Eurotiomycetes; Chaetothyriales; Herpotrichiellaceae
Exons: 2
Coding region: 1-1191 (396 amino acids)
Biological process (GO): Golgi to plasma membrane transport; conjugation with cellular fusion
Cellular component (GO): exomer complex; trans-Golgi network
Molecular function (GO): protein dimerization activity
Source: RefSeq, a predicted model, not a curated record